Messenger RNA from Aplysia californica (California sea hare), 919 nucleotides. Its product is annotated as NADH dehydrogenase [ubiquinone] 1 alpha subcomplex assembly factor 3. Gene Ontology annotation, biological process: mitochondrial respiratory chain complex I assembly. Bases 40 to 840 code for a protein of 266 amino acids. The transcript is spliced from 5 exons. Gene Ontology annotation, cellular component: mitochondrial inner membrane. The record is from RefSeq and is a predicted model, not a curated record. NCBI's taxonomy places the organism in Eukaryota, Metazoa, Mollusca, Gastropoda, Aplysiida, Aplysiidae.
UGUCUACUCUACUGUUGGAACUCUUCUUCGUUUUUAUCAAUGCCACAGAAUUGCUAUUUUCCUUCUGUCAUUCAUUUCACUUUCGUUACAACACAGUCAACAAUGUCACCCACCGGGUUAUUUGCACCCUCACUUUGUCGAACCUUUUCUGGUUUGUUAUCCCGAAGAAUUGUCCUUCAAACAUCCACAUCAGUCCGACACCACAAUUUUGAUGGUGAAGCCUACAGUAAAACCAAUAUUUCUUUGAUGACAAAGGAAGAUGAAACCCACACAUACGUAGAAGCUUUCAGCCCAUACGGAUUCCGUCUCACUUCUGGAUUUAGAGUGCUCGGACCAUGUGCCCUGUUCCCUCGAGCUGUUCUUCACUGGAAUGUGUCAUCUGCAGACAAAAUUACUCCAGAAUCUUUGUCUCUCUUCUGUUUGCUGGAACCAAAACCAGACAUCUUGAUCAUUGGUAAGGGAGACUGGGAUGCAACUGUAAAUAAGGAAAUAAUCAGAUACUUGAGGAGCAAAAAAAUCAACGUGGAGAUUUUGCCUACAGAACAAGCUUGCUCCACUUUCAACUUCCUCAACUCAGAGCGUCGUGUGGUGGCCGCAGGGCUUAUCCCACCCUUACAAAUGGCAGAUCAAGAGGACUUCACCUUGGACACAGAUACAGGAAUGAGCUUGCUGGAUGGAAGCACAGAGUCUUUAGAAGACCCGCAGACAAGAAAGACAAUGGAAAUGUUCAAAGAAAAGGGUAUCAUGGACACUUUUGUUGAAUCAGAAAGACAAAGGAAACGUAGCUCAGGCAGGCACAGGCCUUGGGAGCAGACAAAUGAAGAUUCAGAGAAAAAAUAAUGUGAUGAUGUAUAUGAUGAUAGUUUCUGUAUGAUAUUCUAGUAUUUAAUACAUGAUGAAGUGACUUGUAAUAAUACUU